AUGGUUGGUAACUCUGAAACACACGUCAUGCAUUUUAUCUGGCCGCCGGGCUACGACGAUUUGCCCGAAGUCGUUCAGACAUGUUACACAACUAACGGCGACUUGGCGUACUUAGCUGUCGGUAUCAACGUUAUACCGUUUUGCCUGUCGCUGGUAAUAGUAGUUAUUCUCAACGCCAUCAUAUGCAUCAAGAUUUUACGUGAGAAUAAAAUUGGUGAGUCGGCUCGGUCUAAAAGCAGUUUAACCGCUCGUAACCAAGUCGUACGUAUGUUGUUCGUCACAAGCAUACUGUUCUUCAUACUACUCUUUCCGUUUGAAUUUGCAUCUAUAUCACCGCUCUUUGACCCGGACCCAGCCGGUACAGGGGCAAUCCCUGUAGAAAUAUUUGGAGCCUGGAUUCAAUACUCGCGAGUUCUUUCCUAUAUCAACUCAGUCAUCAACCCUAUAAUAUACAAUGCCAUGAGCGCCAGGUAUAGAAAAGCUUUCGUCACGGCGUUUCUCUGUCGUGAAGCUGGAAAAACAGAGAAAAGAAACACUUCGUACUCAACAAGAGUUACAUCGGCUGCUUCAAGUGUUCGUUAUACGCACAAUAAAUCAGUUAAAGUUGGGGAUGACAUUCCAAUUGAUCCAGUUUCUUGCGAUAGUAUCAAAUUCAACACAGAAGACACUGUGGUUGAUAAUUACCAUAACAAUGAUACCAGUUUUAAUGCUACUUAA
This is a messenger RNA of Saccoglossus kowalevskii, 717 nucleotides long. Its product is annotated as thyrotropin-releasing hormone receptor-like. The record is from RefSeq and is a predicted model, not a curated record. Lineage: Eukaryota; Metazoa; Hemichordata; Enteropneusta; Harrimaniidae.